Messenger RNA from Plenodomus lingam JN3, 885 nucleotides. The record is from RefSeq and is a predicted model, not a curated record. NCBI's taxonomy places the organism in Eukaryota, Fungi, Ascomycota, Dothideomycetes, Pleosporales, Leptosphaeriaceae.
AUGUUCUUUCCCCAACGUCUUAGACCUUACUUCGUCUUCAGGAAACCGCGAAAGCAGCGCUCAACUUCCAAAACGAAACAGAGUCAAGUUGAGGAUUUCCGCCUUGGCUACCCACGAUUCUCGGCACUCAUCUCAGCGCAUAACUCUUUCCAAAUAUGUCGUAGCUUUCGUCAACUACGAACUCGUCUACUUCUUAUCAAACAACUGAAACUAUCCGAUCUAGAGGAGCAACUAAUAAAGCUAGACAAUGAGGAACAGCGAGGCUCGAUUUUGGCGAGUAAUAGACAGGAUAACAAUUUGAGCCGGAAGCAAGUGAUUGUAGACAUUGAUCAGGCGCUAGCAGAUUAUGAUCAGCUCAUCGAGAGAAAUCACCAAAUUUUGGCUCUAGAUCCUGCGGAAGAUCGAGAUGUAUCCAGUAUUCGGAAUUGGUUGAACGCAAACGGUUGCAUGGCACGAGAUGAGGUUAAAUACUUGGAUCACACGAGCGACUUAACGAGCGUUGUAGCUUCCCACGAUGCGACAAUGUUGACAUUUGAGGCGUGGCUUGAACGUACCCUGCUUCGUCUCUGGAAAGGGUUGAGGCACCGUUCUAUGUUCGAUGUUUCACGAGACCCAACGGUUCACAUUUCAUCGAACUCUGCGUUCCGGAUAGCGACGAGAACGUUGACAGGCUCGGUUAUCGUCUCACUGUUGCUGAUCCCGAUAUUCAUCUGCAAUACGGUACAGCGCACAAAAGUACGCCUGGGUGUCGUCGCCGUUGCUGCGAUUCUCUUCGUCGCCAUCUUGUGCGGACUUACGCGCGCUAAGCCAAUUGAACUGUUUGUAGCUGGAGCCACGUAUACUACAGUGCUAGUGGUAUUCGUUUCAGGGGUCACCUUCGACUAA